Molecule: messenger RNA, 2624 nt
Organism: Phasianus colchicus (ring-necked pheasant)
Lineage: Eukaryota; Metazoa; Chordata; Aves; Galliformes; Phasianidae
Gene: PYM1
Product: PYM1 exon junction complex associated factor
Biological process (GO): exon-exon junction complex disassembly
Cellular component (GO): cytoplasm; exon-exon junction complex
Molecular function (GO): RNA binding
Source: RefSeq, a predicted model, not a curated record
CGCCGGGGCGGGGUCCGCUCCCCUCCGCUCCCCGCCGGGCUCGCACCUGCCCGCGCUCACGGUGCCGCUUCCGUUGUACCUUGAAGCGGCCGGGGGGCCCGCAGGGGGGCUGGGACCGGAGGGGGGGCAGAGGGGAGCGGGAAGGGGUGGGAGGGGGCACGCGUGGAAAUCCCCGCGGCGAUCGCAGCGCGGGGCCGGGCCGCAUCCGGACUGCCCCGGGGGGUGCGGGGGGGGAAGGAAGGGCAGUUUGUUCCCCUCCCCCCAGUGAACCGCGUGGUUCUGCGCUGCGGGGAGCCCCGACCCCUCCCUGUUCCCCGACGUGACACCGAGGCGGGGCGGGACCGGCCCCGAAGGCUCGGUUGAGGCGGGUUAUCGCCCGGUUCGCCCCCGUCCCGCAGCGCGGGCACGCUGUAGCCCGGCGUCACCGCAGCAGCCCCGCGCCCAGCGACUCCACGCAAAACGGGGCGCUGCGCCUUUAAAAACAAAAUGGCCGCCGCCACUCGCGAAUCUCCCCAAUCCUCUGUCGGAACGCCGCGCCGCCACUUCCGGGGGCGGGGCGUGGGGGCCGGAAGUGUAUCGCGCACGCAAGAUGGCGACUCCCUAUGUGACUGAUGAGACCGGGAAGUACAUCGCCUCUACGCAGCGCCCUGACGGCACCUGGCGGAAGCAGCGGCGCGUGAAGGAGGGCUACGUGCCACAGGAGGAGGUGCCGGUGUAUGAGAACAAAUACGUGAAGUUCUUCAAAAGCAAGCCUGAGCUGCCCCCGGGGCUGAGCCUGGAGCCCAACGCCCAGCCCAGCAAGCAGCCCAGCAAAGCGGAGGGCGGGGAGACUGGACUGUCCAAAACAGCAAAAAGGAACUUGAAACGCAAGGAGAAGAGGAAGCAGCAGCAGGAGAAAGGAGAGAGGGAAACAGACGAACUGAUCCAAUCGCUGGAGAAGGUCUCCUUGUCGGGGGGCAGCGGCGGGGACACGAGAGCGGCCGCACCGCAGCCGGCCUGCAGCACCCAGAGCUCUGCUGACGGGGAAGCUGCAGCCUCAGAGAAAAGCAAGAAGAUCAAGAACCUGAAGAAGAAGCUGCGGCAGGUGGAGGAGCUGCAGCAGCGGCUCGACUCUGGGGAAAUAAAGCAGCCGACCAAGGAGCAGCUGGAGAAGCUGGGCCGGAGGAAAGCCCUGGAGGAGGAGCUGCAGGACCUGGAGCUGGACUUGUGAGGGGUGGGCUGUUGUGGGGCGCGUGGGGCUGGCGUCCCCAGCGCAGGCUGUCUGGACUGAGCGCUGGCCCCUCUUCCCCGGGGUUUUAUUUUGGGUGGGUGCCGUCGUUUUUCUUUUUCCACAACAGUUGUUUUUUUGUUUGUUUGUUUGUUUUUUUCCCAGCUAUCGGUGUUAGAAAGUCGGCAACUCUCAGAUACCUCUCUCCUUUUUAAAGUUUAUUUGGGGGAGCCGGGCGGGCAGGGCUGGUGCUGCGGGUGAGGCAGGGGCAGCAGCCUUCCUUGACUUCUUCCCCAGCCCCUCGCAUUCUGUGUUACGGCCUGUCGUCCUCUUCCUUUUAUUUUUAAAAAUGCAAUAAUAAAAUUGCAGUAGUGACCCCGUGGCAUGAGCUCAGCUCUGCCUUUCCCUGCUGAGGACAGUGCUGGGAUCCUCCCACAGUUCCCAACCCCCUCAGCCCGCCCAGCUGCAGCCAUGCCAACACCAGUGUCACUGUUGGGGCCGUGUGCGGGACACAGCUGCCUUUGUCCCAUGAGGCAGUGCUGGAGUGUUGGCCCCCUCUUGUGCCCCAUUUUCUGGGUGGCCCCAUGCUCUGGCUUGGCACCAGCCCACGUCCUGCAGCCCAUCGGGAGGAACAGCGUAUGGAACAGUGCUUGUUCUGCCCCAACUCUGCACUGGGCUCUGCUGGGGGAUGGGGCCAUGUUUGGGUUUUCAUCCUGCGUGGGGCUGAGCAGGGAGUGCUGUUGGUUGGUCCCGGGAUUGAGGAGGUGGUGGAUCCUGCGUGGGGAUGGAGCUUGGCAGUUUGAGAUGGGAGUGAUUAUGUCCAUGAGGGGACUGGGGGAUUCUGGGGGGUUGCUGGAGCGUGAAGGAGGAGGUGUGGGGGGUCUAGGGAGCUCAGGGGUCAUAGAUGGGGUUGUUGGUGGUUUGGGGGAUGCAGGAACGGUGGUCAGUGGAGCUGGGGCCUCGUGGCAGCAGGAAUGGAGGUAUAAUGGGUUUGGGAGUCAGAGUGAGGAGCUAGGGGCAGCUGGAGGCGUUCAGAACAUUAUAGCUCAGGUACUGAGCCAGCAGUGCGUGCACAGCAUUUGGGUAGGUCCUACAAAAAUAACUCUGGGGUGUUAUUUUCUAUGAAGUCUUUUCUUGCACUGGAGGGAGAGUGGAGCUGAACCUCUCUGGAGCUGACAGGGAGCAGGGGUUGCAGUGGAUGUGGACCUGGCUGUGGGGCAGGAGCCCCCAUUUACCCCAUGAGGAUCCCCUGUUAUUUGCCUACUUAAAAGGGCAGGCAUGGUGGGGGGACAGCAACCCAAGGCACAGCAGGUGUGGGGCACAGGGGCCUCUCAGAGGUGGCCUCGAGGCACUGGGGUGACGAAGGACACAGCGGAGCCAUGGCCAUCGCUGGGGGUCCCAGCAGGGUCUGGGGGGG